Mus pahari (shrew mouse) is the source of this 3230-nucleotide messenger RNA. It is a transcript of the gene Gfm2, whose product is annotated as G elongation factor mitochondrial 2. Gene Ontology annotation, cellular component: mitochondrion. The coding region runs from base 145 to 2484 and encodes 779 amino acids. The record is from RefSeq and is a predicted model, not a curated record. NCBI's taxonomy places the organism in Eukaryota, Metazoa, Chordata, Mammalia, Rodentia, Muridae. Gene Ontology annotation, molecular function: translation elongation factor activity; GTP binding; GTPase activity. Gene Ontology annotation, biological process: ribosome disassembly; mitochondrial translation. The transcript has 21 exons.
AGGCAAAAGGGCGGAAAUUGAUCUCAGGAGAGUUUUAGCUGCGGCGCCACCGGAACUGCUGAUGGGGCGGAAGCUGCUUACGGAGCUGCUGGAAGCCGGGCGACCCGCGGCUUCCUUCUGCGGAGAACGUUUUAGAGGACCACGAUGUUCACCAACUGGAGAAUUUUUGCAGUGAAUCAUCAGAAAACGUUCAGUGUGCACAUUAAUACCAUGUGUAACUGCAAAAUAAAAGCAAAUUUAAAAAGAUUAAAGACUCAGGUGCAUCUUACAAGAAACUACAGUUCCGCACCAGGCAUAGUAGGAAGUGAUGUCAAAUCUCUUCAUUCCAUCAUUAACCCUCCUGUGGACAAAAUUCGUAAUAUUGGAAUUAUGGCGCAUAUUGAUGCAGGCAAAACUACCACCACAGAAAGAAUUUUGUACUAUUCUGGAUACACAAGAUCACUGGGAGAUGUCGAUGAUGGAGACACAGUGACAGAUUUCAUGGCUCAAGAGCGAGAAAGGGGCAUUACCAUUCAGUCAGCAGCUGUGACUCUCGACUGGAAAGGGUAUAGAGUCAAUCUGAUUGAUACUCCAGGUCACGUAGACUUCACUCUGGAGGUCGAGCGCUGCUUGAGGGUGUUGGACGGUGCGGUGGCCGUGUUUGAUGCCUCUGCUGGUGUAGAGGCCCAGACUCUCACUGUAUGGAGGCAAGCUGACAAACACAAAAUACCCCGGAUCUGCUUUUUAAACAAGAUGGACAAGACUGGAGCAAGUUUUAACUAUGCAGUUGAAAGCAUCCGGGAGAAGUUGAAGGCAAAGCCCCUGAUUUUACAGCUGCCAAUUGGUGAAGCCAGAACUUUCCGAGGAGUGGUGGAUGUCGUAAACAAAGAAAAACUUGUGUGGAAUUCUAACUCUGACGAUGGAAAAGACUUCGAGAGAAAGCCCCUCUCAGAAUCGAGUGAUCGGGACUUGCUAAAGGAGACGAUUGAAGCAAGGAACUCCUUAAUUGAACAAGUGGCAGACUUAGAUGAUGAAUUUGCUGGCUUGGUUUUAGGUGAAUUUAGUGAAAAUUUUGAUUUAGUACCAGUUGAAAAGUUACAGGCUGCAAUACACAGAGUAACACUGGCUCAGGCUGCAGUGCCUGUGCUGUGUGGGAGUGCCUUGAAGAACAAGGGCGUGCAGCCCCUGCUGGAUGCAGUGACCACUUACCUGCCGUCACCCGAGGAGCGCGAGGACCACUUUCUGCAGUGGUAUAAGGGUGACUUGUGUGCACUGGCGUUUAAAGUGCUACAUGAUAAACAGCGAGGACCCCUGGUUUUCCUGCGCAUUUACUCGGGAACUCUGACCCCUCAGCUGGCUGUCCACAACAUUAAUAGAAACUGCACGGAAAGAAUGAGUCGUCUGCUUUUGCCAUUUGCUGACCAACAUGUAGAAAUUCCUUCCCUGACUGCUGGAAACAUUGCUUUGACAGUUGGGCUUAAACAAACUGCCACUGGAGACACCAUAGUCUCGUCCAAGUCCAGCGCCUUAGCUGCCGCUCGCAGAGCCGGACGAGGAGAAAGGGAACAUGGAAAGAAGAGAGAAGCUGAGAGUCUGCUGUUGGCUGGGGUGGAGGUCCCAGAACCUGUCUUCUUCUGCACCAUAGAGCCCCCGUCAGUCGCUAAGCAGCCAGAUUUGGAUCAUGCCUUGGAACGCCUUCAGCGCGAAGAUCCCAGUUUGAAAGUGAAACUCGAUCCUGACUCUGGACAAACUGUCCUGUGUGGUAUGGGGGAGUUACAUAUUGAGAUUAUUCAUGACCGUAUCAAGAGGGAGUAUGGCCUAGAAACCUAUCUAGGGCCUCUGCAGGUGGCAUACCGGGAAACCAUCUUAAACUCAGUUCGCACCACAGACACCCUCGAUAGGGUGCUCGGAGACAAGCGGCACUUUGUGAGUGUGGAGCUGGAAGUCCGGCCAGCAGAAGAGCCAUGUGCCGUGGCCACGAUCGAGUAUGCUGACAGUGUGGGUGAAGACCUGCUGCAGGCCUCUCGGGAGGCCAUUGAAAGUGCCGUCCACAGCGCAUGCCUCCAGGGACCUUUGGUUGGAUCCCCAGUCCAGGACGUGGCUAUGACGUUACACUCACUGAUGAUUCACCCUGGCACUUCUGCAACUAUGGUCACUGCUUGCAUCUCACGGUGUAUACAGAAGGCCCUGAAGAAAGCUGACAAACAGGUGCUGGAACCUCUGAUGAACCUCGAGGUCACCGUGAGUAGAGAGCACCUCAGCCCUGUCCUGGCAGACUUGGCCCAGAGAAGAGGGAACAUUCAGGAAAUCCAGACUCGCCAAGACAACAAAGUUGUUAUAGGAUUUGUUCCCUUAGCAGAGAUUAUGGGAUAUUCAACUGUGCUUCGAACUCUGACAUCUGGCUCAGCUACUUUUGCCUUAGAACUGUCUACUUAUCAAGCCAUGAGUCCUCAAGACCAGAGUGCUCUACUCAACCAGAGAAGUGGCUUGGCCCGUGUGCUGUAGGUCCUUGGAAAUGGGGGAAAGCUGGGACACUUGCCUGCUUUAUUCCUGGCAAGAAUGCUGUUCUAUUAACUGGCUGGUAAAUUGCUGCUUCGGUGUGGAAAGAACUUGACAAGACCUAGCAGAAUGGCCUUGGAGCUAUCAUUCUAAUUCUGUUGGGCAUACUUUGCUAUAAUGCACCACAGCUGGGCCCUGGUUGUCUCUGCCAUCUCUGAUGCUGUGAUAAAAUAACCUGGCCAGGACAGCUUAGAAAUGGGUUUCUUUUCUCAGCAGGAAGCAAGGCAAUGAGCUCUCGAAGUCCACCUAGUGAUGAACUUCCUGAAGCAAGGCUACACUGCCUAAACCUCCCCAAACAGCACCACCCCCUGGGAGCAAGGGUCCAGAAGCCUGGGCCUGUGAGGAGCGUACCUUAUUUAGACACUUUUGAGUGUUUUGCCUACAUGAUGUAUGCCUGGUGGCUGUGGAGGUCAUUGCAUCCCCCUGGAGCUGGAAUUAUGGUGUGGUUAUGAAGAUCCAGAAACUGAACUCAGGUCCUCUGCAAGAGUGAUCUUAAAUACUUGAGCCUUCUUUCUAGCUUGACAUUUCUCUUUUAAACCAUUGCAAGAUGACAUUAUUCACACAGCGCAGCCCUCUGGAAUACUGAGUGCUAGUGCAAAGCUUUUCCUUUUAUUUUCUUAAGCUGCUCACAUAAAAGAUUCAGUGUUUGAUUCAGGGAUAGAAAGAUUCAAUCAAUAAAAAGAUGGUUUAUU